AUGAGUGGAUACCGAAAAAAACUUAGUGGUGCAGAAUAUCGUAAAAGAAAAACAGAAGAAUCUACAAAAAUAGACAGUUUACUAAAAAAAAUUCCAAAAAUAUCUAAUUUUAUUACAAGCUCAACUAAUUCUUCUAAUAAUGACGAACAACCGUCAUGUUCAUCUGUCCCAGAAUUGGAAGAAACUUCAGCACAAGAUAAUGAAGAAGUACUGUCUAACACUUUUCCAUCACAAGAUACGAACAGGACGCCAUCAAAUUUCUCUUCAUCACAACAUACAGAAGAACUCCAGUCAAUAACUGAUAUUAUACGAUUUAAUAGUGAUCCUUUUUUAUGGAAUUUGAAUGAAGAAACACGGGAUUUUAUAACUAUGAACGGUAUACCUCGAAAUAAUAAUACGGAUUUUAAAAAUUCUAAAAAUGUAUAUAAUGAUAAAACAAGGUAUUGUUCCAAAAGUUUAUUUCAACGUACAUUGAAAAAUGGAGAGAUUCAACGCCGUGAAUGGUUAAUUUAUUCAGAAACUAAGGGUUCUGUAUUUUGUGUUCCAUGCUUAUUAUUCGGUAGAAGUGUUGAAACGAAUGCUUUUACUGGUGAAGGAUUUCGUGAUUGGAAAAACUCAAAAGCACGCCUCGAAGGUCAUGAAAAUUCUGAUUUUCACAAGACUAACGUUAGUUAUUUCAAAGCUCGAGCAGUAAUUCACGGGCGUGUUGAUCAACGUCUAAUAAAACAGCUGGAUGAGGAAAUUACAUACUGGAAAAAAAUCUUAUACCGAGUCAUUGCAAUUAUUAAAUCACUAGCAAUAAGAGGAUUGCCAUUUCGAGGAAAUUCAGAACGAAUUGGAGAUCUCCAUAAUGGAAAUUUCUUAGGAACAGUAGAGCUUCUUGUUGAAUUUGAUCCACUUUUGUCUGAACAUCUAAAAUUGUACGCGCACCCUGGUAGCGGAAAUACAUCGUACUUAUCGAAAACAAUCUAUGAAGAAAUCAUAUUAUUGAUGCAGAAUAAAGUAUUACAACAAAUUUCUAGUGAGGUGCAAUCUGCUAAUCUAUAUUUACAAUUACAAGACGAUUUACUUGGACUAGAAAAUCCGCAAGGUGACAUACACAACAGUACUAUCAAUAAUAGCACUGACCCUACAAAUGAGACUGACAAUAACGCAAGUAGAGUACCUGACCCCAAAGAUACAAACAGUGCGACUCAACCCGUCGAGGUAGUAAUUAGACAAUUAAGAGCCGAAGCAGAAACCUGGAAAACAGCUUGUCAGCAAUUGACGUCACCCUUUGCCAGUACCUUAGCUCGAACGAUGACUAACACGAUAAAUAAUAAUAAUCACAUCAACGACACAUGCAUUUCAGCCGCGGGAAUUAUUCCCGAGUUCAAAUUUUUCAGCGGAAAAUCACUCCGUGCCGCCCGCACCUGA
Messenger RNA from Cotesia glomerata, 1416 nucleotides. RefSeq lists its product as uncharacterized. The transcript has 3 exons. NCBI's taxonomy places the organism in Eukaryota, Metazoa, Arthropoda, Insecta, Hymenoptera, Braconidae. The record is from RefSeq and is a predicted model, not a curated record. Bases 1 to 1416 code for a protein of 471 amino acids.